AGGUCACAGAGUGGAAAUGAUCUGCUCCCUUUUUUUCUUCUACUGCAAUGACUCAGAUGAGAUUGCUAUAUCACUGUCAGCAGCAGCUCAAAGGCUUGGCAUCUCUGUUAGUCGGUGUUGGACCUUGGGCACCCUGCGUCAGUGCUCAAACCGCGGAGCCCGCUGAAUAAGUGGGCCCACUCACUGCUCUUCCUCGCCUGGGAGGUUGUUGUGCAAUAACGCACCAGGAGGGGGGAAAGAGUCCCUUCCAGCUGUCGAGAGCAUCACUGACAAGCGGGUCGGUUAACAGUGAGCCCUCCCGCAAACGUCCACCGCACGUCCAUGUGGGCAUUGAUCCGCGUGACAGAUCACCGCCUCUAAACCAGCCCUCGGGUUCAGGGUUUGCCCCUCCUGGCCAGCACCAAUCUGAGGUGGGUAGAAGGAGGGGGCGGGAAGGUUAGUUUGAAGAGGGCAGAGCUUUGCGAGAGGACGCCGAUUUUCCUAUUAUUUCACCGCUGGAAAAAAAAAAUCCAAACCCAGGGGACAAUAACAGGCGAGGGAGAAAUCACUCGGACCAAACGUCAGAACCUCAUUAACUCCAAGGAAACCCAGUCGGGAGAGAGAAGAAAGAGCAACAACACAAUCUUUAUUGCUGCUGGUCUCACUCGCAUGCUGAAAGUGGAAAUGAUGCUGAUGUGAGGAUGCGGCGCUGCAUGCUACACUGCUGUCUGGAGUCUUUGGUUUAAACUGAUAUGGCUGCUGCACUUUGGAAGCCUAAACCACUGGACUUGGGCUUGUGGAUCUUCCUCCUGCUCAUCAACCUCUUUCCUGAAGCCAGGGCCGUAGUUGGACACAGAGAGCCAUUGCCUGAUGAUAGUAAAGACAAUAUCACCAUUUUCACCCGAAUCCUAGACAGACUGUUGGAUGGAUAUGACAACAGGCUACGUCCUGGGCUGGGAGAGAGUGUGACAGAAGUCAGAACAAACAUCUAUGUGACGAGUUUUGGGCCAGUGUCAGAUACAGACAUGGAGUACACCAUCGAUGUCUUCUUCCGUCAGAGUUGGAGGGACGAGAGGCUGAAGUUUGACGGGCCCAUGCAAGUUUUACCCCUCAACAACCUCCUGGCCAGUAAGAUCUGGACUCCUGAUACCUUUUUCCACAAUGGAAAGAAAUCUGUGGCCCACAACAUGACGACUCCUAACAAACUGCUACGACUAGUCGACAAUGGCACGCUUCUCUACACGAUGAGGUUGACCAUUCAUGCUGAGUGCCCCAUGCACCUGGAGGAUUUCCCGAUGGAUGCACACGCCUGUCCUCUGAAAUUUGGAAGUUAUGCUUACACCAAUAACGAGGUGAUCUACCUGUGGACCCAGGGAGACGAGAGGUCUGUUGCUGUUGCAGAGGAUGGCUCCAGGCUGAACCAGUAUGACUUACUGGGACACGUUAUUGGCAAAGAAACCAUCAGUUCCAGCACAGGAGAAUAUGUAGUGAUGACAACAUAUUUCCAUUUGAAAAGGAAAAUUGGUUAUUUUGUGAUUCAAACCUACCUCCCGUGCAUCAUGACUGUCAUACUGUCUCAAGUCUCCUUCUGGCUAAACAGAGAAUCGGUUCCUGCUCGCACUGUAUUUGGGGUCACCACUGUCCUAACCAUGACCACCUUGAGCAUCAGUGCUAGAAACUCCCUUCCUAAGGUGGCCUAUGCCACUGCCAUGGACUGGUUCAUGGCUGUGUGCUAUGCCUUUGUCUUCUCUGCCUUGAUUGAGUUUGCCACAGUCAACUACUUCACCAAGCGCAGCUGGGCAUGGGAUGGGAAAAAAGAGGGAAUGGAAAUAAGGGAACCGUUUCAGGCUAACAUGGCCAGGAUUAAAGAUAUGAGAAGAGAAUCUGCGACUCUGUCCAAAAAGGCAAACAACACCUUCAACAUUGUUGGAACCACCUACGCCAUCAACGUAGCGAAAGACCAAGGUUUAACAACCAUUUCCAAGAGUGCCACAGGAGCAUCGGCUAAACACCCCUAUCUCCAUAAAAUGGACGACCCCUACAUGGAGGCCAGGAAGUCCUACAACCGUGUCAGCAAAGUGGACAAGAUAUCACGCAUCAUUUUCCCAGUUCUGUUCUUCAUCUUCAACCUAGGCUACUGGGCCACAUAUGUCAACAGAAAGCCCGCUAUCAUGAAGGCAAACAACCUAAACUGAAUUUGACCAAAUGCAAGGCUUGAUCUGGUUUGGUUUGGAUGGUAGACAGGUUUGCAAGAGGCCAAGUCCAUUUCAUCUUAUUGUGUGUGUGUAUGUGUGUGCGUGCGUUUUGUGUGUCUGUGCUUUCUUGAGAGUUUGAUAUUUUGCACGUCUGUAUAGAUGGAAAGCAAAUUUUAACAUACAGUAGAUCCACAUAUAAUAGUGGACUUUGGAGGGAGCACAUUCUCACAUCAGACUGUGUUUGUGUAGCGUUUAUUUUCUCCCCUCCACACUUAGCUCUGGCCCUGUUCCCUGAGUAACCAAGUGUUCCUUUGCUGUAUCUUGAUUGCUUGCUUUUGUAGAGUAGUCAAAAUGUGUUUUCACUAUGUUUUGACAUGUUUGCGCUUUGCUUAUAAUAAGUUAGAGCAAGCAUGCCUUUGAAGUUUUCAAUGUGGCUCAUUACCAGUGAUAAGGUUCUGACAUAUCCAUCGAGUUAACAUGCAUGCACGUACACACACAGACACACAGUGAUGCAUCAGAAAACGCCAGAAGAGCCAUUCCUUGGUUGCUUUACUGUGCUCUGUUAGCCGGGGGCAGCCGGAAUAGUUCCAUAGGAACAUCGUUAAUAAUCGUCAGCGUCUGGCCUUCAGCUCACGCUGGAUCUCAACAGACCCACUGCAGUAUCAUCUGGAAUUGCUUUUGUGUCUCAUGGGGCUGCCUGUACAUUUUCUAGUCCAGUGGCUCAUUUUUGUUUUAAAUGGCUGAGUAUGUUCAUUGACAGAGAAGCUAUGUGCCUUGGUGAAUACACACAUGAUACAGAAAAAGGCUUUGACACCCUCACACUUGCAUUUAUAGCACACAUAUGCACAACGGUCUGUGUGUAUAUUACAUGCGAACUGGUGUCCACAGGCUCUGUACGCUGCAGUAUGUGGCAUGCCCCACCCACGGCCCAUGGGCAUGGGCACCGAGUGUAAAAUUGCCCAUUAGCGUGGAAGGUUAACAGACCUCUGCCUGUGAAAAGAUGGGCAAAGCAAAAGAGAUUAAAGGAUCCAGCGUAGUCCAGAAUAAUUAUCAUGUGCAUUUAUGUUUGGUUCAUGGUGUGGCGUCUCCAUGAGCCGAGCAGUCAAAACAAACUACCACCAUUACCUCAGACUGAAGUCGAAUUCUGAAUCGCAGUUUAUUAUACGUUUUCCAUGGAAAUGCAAAUAACACUACAUGUUUUAUACAUUAAAUCAUACCAGACACUCUUUCGUUCAGUAUAUCGUGGGCAGGCACCCUGGUGCCUUUAUUUCUUUGUUUUCUCUGCAUCAGUCACUGUAGCUAUUUUUGGCUCUAUUAUGAUUUUCGGCAUUUCUGCCUUGUCAAAAGCAAGAUUUUGGUUCAUGUUGUACUUUUGACUUUUUAUACUUGAUUGUGUAAAGUAUAUUGGUGUUGAUUUGAUUGUCUACAUAUGCUGUUCUGUUUUUGUGUUUUGAAGUAGACAACAAAGGCCAAUAUGUCACAGUCAUACAGUAUUUCUAAACAAAUAUCAGAAACACUAUCAUCACUGGAGACUAUUAUUACUGUCAAAAAAUGUCAAAUCGGUAAAAAGAAAAAAGAUUAACUGAUUUCUCCAACAAUAAAAUUUUAAUCUAAAUGUAAUUGUUGUGAUCACACUGAAGAGCAAACUAAUGGUCAAACUGAUUAUUUUUCAACAAGUGAGUGAUGGUUUGCAAAUCAGAUUUGUCUCUAGCUAUGGCAACUGUCUCCAACUCUUGUUUUCCGUUUGUUAAGUGACAUCUGUAUUUUUGCUAUGUGUGCAAUUUGGUAUGUGUUUAUACAGAUGCUAUAUGAUUCUAAAGCAAUUUCUGUUGCUUUUUGCCAGAUGCACUCUGGAUAUUUUGCAUUAUCUAAAUUAUAGACUCUUUGAUGACCACCAAGCAUAGGAGAAUGAGUGAACUGUGUUGUGGCCUCUUUAAAAGUGUGUUAAUAACACAAACCAUGUACAAUGUAUCAGUCAUAGGUUAAUGCAUGACAAUCUGUACACAUGUAUGUCUGCAUCCUCCAAUAAUGGUGUCUGUCACACUGAAAUAGGGCUUAGUAUCAAUGUUUCAGUAGUUCAUCCCAGUUAUUCAUCAAUUACCUACUCAUAGUCUCAGCAUAAACACACUUAAACUCCAAUUAUUUGUGCAUAUUGAUGUGAUGCUAAUAAUUUACGGUUGGCACAGAGUUCUUAAAGUGUUUUUACCCUCAUUUGGUAGCCCACAGAUUUUAGGUUUAAUUCAGUGUACUAACACACACACACACACACACACACACACACACAGAGUUGGCUCUACAUCUAUCUAAGUUACAAACAUUAAAAUAUAAAAUGAGGAAAGAGGAAGUCAGUUUGGAAAUGGAAAUGCAUGGCUACAGUAACUACAAUUCUUGAUUUAGCUCCCACCUUGGAAAACACAUUUAGGUCACAUUUCAAACUAGUAAUCCAGGUAAGAUCAGGCUCUUUCAAGGAUAAUUAUUCUGUUUUGUUGUUCAUUAUUCUUCAAAAACGAAUGAGCAAUGUAUCAGAUAUUUAUUUCUUAUUAAUUUCAUUAUGAUUGAAAGUUGUGAUGGGUGGUAAAAAAUGUUGACAUUGUAUUUAAUUAUGCAUUGUAGAAGACAGAAUCUUUUAACCAUUACAUCCAAUCAAAACACGUGUCAAAAGUCCCUAGAGAACACAUUGUUCAUUUCAGCCAUCCAGAGACUUGCAACACAAAUGGAACAGCAUGAGUAUCUCCUGGUAAAUCAUUUUCAAAUUCAAAACAAUACACACAUUAUAAACUCAAACAAUGACUGGACCGACAUGAUGAAUCAUGACACUAUAAACUCUGGAUGAGAUUUGUGAGAAACUCGUCAAUUUUUAUAGUCACAUCAAAUUACAAACCAGGUGAACGUUUUAAAUUUUUAAUACUUCCACAUAUUUUUCAUCACCAUAGGAAAAUAACAAUCAGACUGCUGACAGAAUUUGGCUUUUUGAAUCAAAAUAUUUCAUGAUCUGUUACACUGUUACUGUGAGGACUAUUGUGAGGCACCUUGUGUCCUUUACAGACUUGAUUUUUAUAAUUUUGUCUCAAACAAACUGAUUCAUGGUACACAUCUGCUGAGGGUGUUUAAUGCCUGCUGGCUGCUGCCAAUUCAGGAUCUGAUGACACAGAGCGCUAAUGUUUAUGCAUGAUUCCUCUGAGUAAUGUGAUCGAGGUACUCUAGGUAAGUAAUUAUGAGGAGCAGCAGUUGCUGAGUAUUUGAAUUGAAUUUGUGAAAUAACUUGCCUCAAAGACCAACAUCCUCUGAGUGACACAACCCUUCUCAGUCAUAAAUAUCAUCAAUAUGCCCAUGCGCCUUUAGCCAGUUGACAUGAUUAGUAUCUUGUAUAACGUGGUGACCAAAGAUGCAUUCACAUGACAAAUGCAUGUUAGGACUGUUCAGUAGUGUAAAAGAAUUCAAUUUAAUCCCAUCCACAUUCAGAAAGCAUUUUUGUGGGUGAAAUCUAUCAAUACUUAUAUAUUUCUAUACAUAUUUUUAAAAUUCUUGACAAGAUAACAUGUGCCCCAUGAAUGUAUAUGACCAAAAUAUUUAUAGAAAGGCAAAAAAAAAAACAUGGGUACAUCUUUCAGAAGAAGUGAAUUUUGUCAAUAUCUUACUGCUGUAUCAAAAAUGGUUUACCAGGAGAUUUGUUUAGAGUUUGAUCUAUUUCAUUUGUGAUAUUACUCUUGAAUGUAAUAUAUACUUAAUCAUUCAAAAUUAGUCAUUAGUCAUUACUGUAUAUUAAUACUUAAGUCUUGCAUCAGACAACUACUUCAACCCAUUUCCCGAUUGGUCAAAAUUUUUAAAUCAUUUUUUUUUUAUUUUUUGCUGAGCAAAAUAUGCAGAAUUACCUUUUUAAUUCACAUAUCUUGUGUCUUGGGUAGCAAAAAAGGGAAGAAAAACACUUUCAGAGCCACACAACCUCUGCCCUCUGCAGCUGAAGUACAGUAGAAUCUCUGUCAUCCAAACUGCUCAGACUGAUGCUCAUAACAAACAAAACAUGCAAUAGUGCAAAAAUAAGAAAUUAAUGAUCAUUUUUAAAAGAAGAAAUUGUAAUAAAACAGUAUUUUGCAUGUACAACAGGCAUAUUAGGUCAAGAGUUUGUGGUAAUUCAGGAUUUUUUGAUAAACAGGACUCUACUGUAUUGUUGCCAUUUAGCUUUGGUUAGGAUUGUGUUAUUCUUGUGGUAAAUCUUUUCCUCACAGGGCCAGAGUUAACUUCAGCAGAAACAUGUCAUCCUAUAAGAUACAGUAUAUUAAGAGUAUAUUACUAUAGGAAUAUAUUUAUGCUAUUCAGUACAGCAUUAAAUAUUAUAUGUUUUAUACGACAUAACCUCUACAGCAUUGAUGCAAAUAUCUUGAUGGGUAGAAAGCCGUAGACAAAUAGAUAAAGUGAACAAAUUAUUAUAAACUAAAUGGCAACAAUUCUAAUCGCUCAGAAUAGUGUAACCAAGUUGUGAAUUGUAGAUAUUGUGAAAUCAAUUCCAAUCGUUUUUGUGAAUAUUGAUAUGUCACAUCAUUUAUUUUUACAUCUGAUAAGUAUCGCUGUCUUACAUUGAUCUCUGUAACACUACGUGUUAUGGUAUUUUAAAGACGUACAGUAGAGAUAAUAUUCAUCGAGCUACUUACAAGAUCAGUACCUUGUGUGCACUUUUCAAACCUAACUGUGAAUUAGCAGCUGUCUGCAAGCAGAGUUGUACACACUGUGUUCUCUCUCCAGCAAUUUCACUGCAUGUCCCUACGCAUUGAGAGAUCAAAGACUUCCUCCACAAACACAGCUCCGGGAACAUAGUGGACUUUGUGUUUUUGUUGGGAAGUUGCUCUCUACAGUAUAUACUCAGUGACUGGACUCUGUAUGUUGGCCUCUCUUGUUCAUGUUCUUACUGUAAGAGAUGUAGCGACUGGAAAUGGGGAUUAAAAGGACGUUGUUUUUUGUCUUGGA
Molecule: messenger RNA, 7136 nt
Organism: Siniperca chuatsi (mandarin fish)
Lineage: Eukaryota; Metazoa; Chordata; Actinopteri; Centrarchiformes; Sinipercidae
Gene: gabra3
Product: gamma-aminobutyric acid type A receptor subunit alpha3
Exons: 12
Coding region: 732-2174 (480 amino acids)
Biological process (GO): regulation of postsynaptic membrane potential; signal transduction; synaptic transmission, GABAergic
Cellular component (GO): postsynapse; neuron projection; dendrite membrane
Molecular function (GO): GABA-A receptor activity; GABA-gated chloride ion channel activity; transmitter-gated monoatomic ion channel activity involved in regulation of postsynaptic membrane potential
Source: RefSeq, a predicted model, not a curated record